AAUGUGAGCGGUCUAACUGUUUAACAAGACUGAGCUGAAAGUCCGGCAGAGAGAGCAAGAUGGUCGAUAGUGACAUUCGCUUGGAGGCUCUGUCUGCGCUGUGUAACACUCCAGUUACAUCCUGCCAGGCUCAGGUGUUGGGCCAUGGCCCGUGCCUGGCGUCUGCCCUUCCCAUGUCUGUGAUGGGCUUUGUCUCUGCAGCCAUGGGCCGCAGUGGUGAUGACGGCGAGGGCCUAGUGAUCGACGAGGACGAAUUCUUUGACAGACGGUACGAUUUUGAUUUCAGCAAGCUGAAGGACAAGUGCACCUACUACAGAGGAGGAGAAGUCUACCACAGGCCUUGCGGGUGGCUGCGCUUUGCUCUAAAGACACCGUCAGGACUGCCUUCUUAUGUCACUCCACAGGUCUGGGAUAAAUAUCCGGACGGGAACGUGUGGCUUGGUGAGCGCGGCCAUUGCACCACCACAUACUCCAAACUUGGGGAGUGGCCUGUGUCCUACCAUGGCACCUCCAAGAACGGAGCCAGAGCAAUCAUUGUCACCAAUUACCAGCCUGGUCCUGGUCAAAAGUACGGUCGCGGCGUGUAUUCAACGCCAUACCUGGAGGACGCAGUGGACUACACCAAAACAUUCCAGUCCAAAGCUACAGGCAAGAAGUACCGCGUGGUGAUGCAGAACCGCAUGAACCCGGCAUACCGUGAAAAACAUAAUGGGGAUAAAUACUGGCUGUUGCCUAUCCCUGAGGGCUUAACGCAAGACCAGGAGCAAGAUUUGGUGGAGAAAGCCAUUCGCCCCUGCGCUGUACUCAUCAAACCACUUUGAAGCAUGAAAGAAAAUUUCAAUAAUAAAAAACAUUUCAAA
Molecule: messenger RNA, 860 nt
Organism: Corythoichthys intestinalis (scribbled pipefish)
Lineage: Eukaryota; Metazoa; Chordata; Actinopteri; Syngnathiformes; Syngnathidae
Exons: 4
Coding region: 60-821 (253 amino acids)
Source: RefSeq, a predicted model, not a curated record